CCCCGCAUCGCGUACAGACGUGUGAUGAAGUGGUCCCUGUGACUCUGAAGACGUUCCGCACCGAGCUCAGUAGUGCGCCCGCCACCGCCGUCGCCGCCGCCGCCGUCGACGCAGACGUCAUGGACAGCAGGAGGGUCGUCCGCACCGUCACCUCCCGCAGAUAUGUCACGUCGUCGCACGGCUCCACGGAGCCCGACCAGGAGGGCAACUAUGUCACGUCGAUGGUGACAGAGGGCGGCGCCGAGCCGAUGAGCACCACCUCGUACUCGUACUCGAGCGGCGCGCCCGACGGCUCGGAGACGGUGACGCGCGAGGUGCGCACGCGCUCCUACCGGAUCGAGGCGGGCGGCGCCGCCAGCGCGCUGCUCGAGUCGGCCGGCGUCACGCAUCCGGAGACCGGCGAGACGCUGACGCUGGGCGAGGCGGCGGAGCGGCGCCUCUUCGAGCCGCGCGGCGGCUGCUUCUUGCACCCGUCGACCGGCGCGCGCCACUCGGUCGACGAGGCGGUCGGCAUGGGUCUGCUGGACCCGGCGCUGCGACAGCUGAUGCACCAGCAGUCGGGCGUGUUCGACGGCCGCUCGGACCGGCCGCUCACGCUGCUGGAGGCCAUGAUGGACGGCCUGAUGGACCCGCAGCUGAGCGCGUUCGUGGGGCCGAGCGGCGCGCGCGGCGAGCGGCCGCGGCAGGUAAGUGACGCGCCGCGCAGGCCGACCCUGCUGGAGGCGGUGAUCGCCGGUCAGGUGGACACGACGACCGGUGAGGUUACCGACACCGAGUCGGGCCGCCGCUACCCACUGCCGGAGGCGUUCGAGCGUGGCCUGCUCUCGCUGGCGCACGACUACACACGCAUGUGCGGCGUCUCGCUGUCGGACGCCGUCCAGCAGGGUCUGGUCGACUACGUGUCCGGCAAGUUCGAGGACCGAAACAACGGCGAGCGCCUGCAGCUGCAGGAUGCCAUCAGCCGCGGCCUCAUCAACCCCAACAUCCACGAGGUGCUGAAUACGGAGACGGGCGUCAAGCUGACCGUCAAUGACGCCAUCAAGGAGGGCAUCAUCAAGCCGGAGCAAGGCCGCUUCAUCGACAAGAAGACGCGCAAGCGGAUGCUUCUAAUCGACGCGGUCAAGCAGUACAUGCUCGGGCGCCCGCUGACGCUAAAGGAUAUCCACGAUGGCGGCAGGAUGGAGACGUCUGGCACCAUCUACGACCUGGUGACGAAGGAGCGCGUGCCGCUGCUGGAGGCGGUGCGUCGCGGCAUCGUGGACACGCAGCUCAAGUGCGUGACGAACCUUUCGACGGCGCAGCUGCUGACGCUGCCGGAGGCCUUCGCCGAGAGCAUCAUCCUGCCGGAGGGCAAGUUCCGCGACCCGCAGACGGACGACGUGUUCUCGCUGAACGAGGCGGUGAACCGCGGCCUGAUCACGUCCGUCGCCACCAAGACCAUCUUCGACAUCGACGGCAUCAAGGACCCGGACACGGGCGACUACGUGAGCCUGAACGUGGCGCUGACCAAGGGCAUCGUCAACCGCACGACGGGCGACUUCCGCGACUCGAGCGGCCGCGCGAUUCCGCUCGACGAGGCGGUCACACAGCGCUACAUCCAGCCCCAGAUUAACGAGAUGCUGGCGCGACCGAUCGGCAUCCAUGAGGGCGGCCACGAGCUGACCGUCUUCCGGGCGGUGCUGCGCACGCGGCUGGACCCCCAGACGGGGCAGGUCACCGACCCGGAGACGCUGGAGCCCAUGCCGCUGGAGGAGGCGGUGCACCGGCGCCACAUUACGCCCGAGGGUGCCUCGCUGCUGAAGAGCAUGCUGAACAUCACGGUCACCACGGCCACCGUCACCAAGACGAUCAAGCGCUACGUCACCGUGACGUCACAGGGCCAGGAGGGUCGCCCGACGCCGAUGUCGUUCGACGACGCCGUGCGACGCGGCUACAUCGACGAGACGCUCAACAUCUUCAUCGUGCCGUCGAGUGGGCAGAAGGUGCCGCUGGACGAGGCGGUGCGGGAGGGUCUGCUGGAGGAGGUGCCGACUGACUACGAGCCGGGCCGGCCGUACGCGCCGCGCUCGACCACCUCGACCACCACGCGUACGUACCGCACAUACGUGACGCGGAGUGGCGAGAAGCGGCCGACCCCCGAGCGCGGCUCCUCGCCGCCGAAGCGGCUGCGCGAUUGGUCGGCCGAGAAGAGCCCCAGCCCCGGCCAGGAGGCGCCCGGCUCGCCGGCCGCGCCAGACGACGGCUUCGGCCGCACCACGCGCACCACGCGGGUCGUGCGCUCCAGCUACGAGGCCGAGCCGGAGACGACGACCAAGAUCUACAAGCGCGUGGCGCGCCGGCCCCAGGGAGGAAGUGGAGGAGACGCAGACGGUGACGGUGCGCAAGUAUGUGAUGAAGCGCACGGUGCGCCGACGCAAGCAGACGGGCCACCCGGACCACCCGACCGUCGAGGAGGAGGAGGAGGAGGAGACGACCACUGUGCUCGAGAUGCCCGAGGACGGCUGGUACCUCGACGAGGUCAUCCGAAUGAAGUACUAUGACCCACGGCGCUGCAUCUUCGCUUUCCCCGAGGCGGACCGCGUGAUUCCGUUCGAGGAGUGCUUGACGCUGCGCAUCAUCGACCGCAAGUCAGCGCAAGUGGAAGACCCCGAUACCAAGAAGCCGCUGGACAUCGAGGAGGCG
Pollicipes pollicipes is the source of this 2682-nucleotide messenger RNA. RefSeq lists its product as uncharacterized. Gene Ontology annotation, cellular component: cytoskeleton. The transcript has 3 exons. NCBI's taxonomy places the organism in Eukaryota, Metazoa, Arthropoda, Thecostraca, Pollicipedomorpha, Pollicipedidae. The coding region runs from base 120 to 2540 and encodes 806 amino acids. The record is from RefSeq and is a predicted model, not a curated record.